This is a messenger RNA of Morchella importuna, 687 nucleotides long. RefSeq lists its product as uncharacterized. NCBI's taxonomy places the organism in Eukaryota, Fungi, Ascomycota, Pezizomycetes, Pezizales, Morchellaceae. Bases 1 to 687 code for a protein of 228 amino acids. Gene Ontology annotation, biological process: nucleobase-containing compound metabolic process. Gene Ontology annotation, molecular function: AMP kinase activity; ATP binding. The record is from RefSeq and is a predicted model, not a curated record. The transcript is spliced from 6 exons. Gene Ontology annotation, cellular component: mitochondrion; cytoplasm.
AUGGCCCUUGGAAAGCUCAGAAAAGCUGCCAGAGUAAUUCUCGUUGGCCCACCCGGGUGCGGAAAGGGUACCCAGUCGGGACGUCUGCUGGACCACUUCAAGCUAUCGUCAAUCUCAUCCGGCGACCUGCUGCGACAGAAUGUCAGGGCAAAAACCCCACUUGGUGUGCAAGCCGAAAGCAUCAUGAAGUCGGGCGGCCUCGUGCACGACUCCAUCAUGGUCAAGCUGAUUGUCGGCGAGCUGUCGAAGCGCGGUUGGGUGGAGACUCGUGGUAACAUGGCCUCCGCAAGCUUCCUGCUGGACGGAUUCCCCAGGACGCAGAGUCAGGCAAAGUCGCUGGAUGAGGAGGUUCAGAUGAACUUGGUGGUGAAUCUGGAUGUGCCCCAUGAUGUGAUUUUGGAGAGGAUUGCUGGGAGGCUUGUGCACGAGCCUUCUGGGAGAGUCUACAACACCACAUGGAAUAAGCCCAUGAACCCGGGUGUCGACGACAUCACUGGCGAGCCCUUGACCCGCCGUUCUGAUGACCAGCCUGAGACAUUUGCCAAGCGUCUAAAGGCAUACGCAGAGGCCACAGAACCCCUUCUCGAGCACUACGACAAGGCCGGUGUGUUGUGGACCGUCCGCGGCAAGACCAGCGACGAGAUCACUCCCCAGCUUGAUGCUGAGAUCCAGAGAAGGUUUGCUUAA